UAUCUAACGAUCAAAGAUGUUAUAAUUAAUCACGGCAAUGUUUGAGACUAAAGAUGAUCUAGUUAUGCGACAACGUGGCUUACUUUAUUUGAACUCAUUUUUAUUUUAGUUGACCCUAUUUUUGUCGUUUCGCUCUAGUAGUUUCGAUUAUAAGGUUGUUUUCUACAAACAAGUGGAUCAAUAAAGAUUAUCCAAGAUUACAGAACUUGACUGUGGUAAUCACGUGAGGUUUAAAUUGGGCCAAGUCUCUUUGAAAAUGGAUUCAUGUAAGUCAGAUGAAUUAUGGUGUUUUGAAUGCCAGAUACUAAUUCAUCUCUCUCUUUUCUUCCAUAUUUUGUUUAGACGGGUCAUAGCAUCCUUAGCCAUUGCGAUUCGUCUUUUUAUUUCAGGGACAGCUGCCGUCAUUAUAAAUUGGGAGCUGUCCCCGUAAUAAAUUGGGAGGGCCAGGAAUGUUGCAUGUGACAUUUUCUAAUUUUCUGGCUGAAUCCACUAUCAUCGCCUCAGUCUUUGGUCUAUUCACUUCCAGACCGGUAUUGCGACUUUCCACCUCUUGCAGGUCUUGCUCACACAUGUCUUCCAUAGAUAGUUCCAUAGAACCAGAAGAAGUAGAACUAAUUCAUCUAACUUUUUCAAACAUCAGUGGGUCAGCCCGCUCCACACUUUAGGAUUUAGAGCACUUAGGCUAUCGUAUACGUAUCAUAAUUCUAAAAUGUAAUUUAAAUUAACUCAUUUAAACUAAGGUGCACGUGCUGGUUUAACGAACUAAGUCUUGUAUUAGUAUUUAUUUUGGUAGAUAUGGUCUGGAUAAAACGGUAGCACUAUUCAGAGCUAGUGCAUCGACCUGGUAUAACGAAAACACAACCUAUUAAUUCGUGUCGUGAUUUCCGUAACACGGAAAACAGUUGAUACACUGUCUCUCUCUUUCUUCAGAAAAAAAACGUGUUCACAAAAUAUCAUAGAAUAAAUUAGUCCAGCAGUGAAAAUAGUUCUCGUAAGUAGGUAGACAAUGCUUGCUUAUCUAUUAAUACGUUUAGGUAUGUCACAAGAUGUUCUAUUUCUGGAACAUCUAACAAUAACACAGCGAUAAAUAACAUGCAUACAGCUUUCGAGCUUAACGUUUAAGCUACAUAUAAAAGCUGUUGGAAGAUAAUUUGUAUAAGUGAUUAAAUGAGACAAUUGCACCGGUACCCUUGCAGUAUACGAAUGAAUCAUCGUCGGAAAAACUUUUGCUAAGUCACGUAAAAACUUCCUUCCGAGUUUGUGACAAAAGUCAUAUGUGUCUAUUAUUAUCUACUUGCCAUCAUCAAUCAAUCACCUGGGCGGGAGCCGCGGCGAGUGGGCGCGGGGCGGUCGGUGGGCGGCGCGUACCUGUGCGCGCGCUGCUCACCCCGCGCUGCCAGCGCCAGUCUGCGCGCGCGCCUCACUGUGCGACAUCGGCUGUCGCACGGCCGUGAUUUAACGCGCCAUUAUGCCUCUGUUUUCGGAACACAUCGCGAACAUGUAUUACGGUUCAUCAUCUCCUUACACUGGAUUACCCUACAGUUAUAGCAGCAGUUCAGUUUCCCCUUUGGGAUCGUCUUAUAGUGCUUCGUAUCUGAAUCCUGGAAGUAGUUACAGCAAUCAUUCGUCUCUCGGUGGAUACUCUCGUGCACCAAUAUCAUCAAGAUGGAUUACCAGUUCAGGAAGAAACUACUCUCCAAUGCUCACAACUAUUACCGAAAGAGGAUCAGCUAGUCCUGUUAGGAUACAUAGCCCAAGAAGAAUACCUAUUUCAUCUAGAACGUAUGGUACGUCCAACUAUACUCCACGUCCCAUCAAUAUAAACACUGCCGAUAUUGAUGUUUCUAGAGAUAAAUACCGUCACAAAGCGGAACCCACAAAAGAUCCUACACCUCCUAAAGCUGAGCCACAGGAAGUAAAAGAGGAUUCACAUAUUGAUAAUGAAAGUAGUCCGUUUAUGCCUAGAGUCGAUGGUAAACCAGAAACCGGAAUUGAUUCCUCUCCAGGCAUUGAAAGGAGUACCAUUAAACGAGGGAGAACAGUUGUGAGACUUUAUACCAUAAAAAGAAAUUCACCUCGUAAGCCUAAUGAAGAAGCAGCAGCAACAGAGGUCAAACCUGAUCAAGAUGCAGAACAGGAAGCUAAAGAAGAAACCACAACGGACGAAAAGGAUUUCAUGAAAUGGAGAGAAAAGCUUUCUGAUGAUUUGACCUACAAAGAUAAGAAAGAGAAAAAGACCUUGGGUGCCAAGCUUGUAGAAAAAUUUAUAGUGAAAGAUGAAAAAGACUCGGAAAUACCAAGGAAACUGCAAAAGAAAGACAAUUCACAAAGUUUACCCUCCACUCCAGUACCCAAACCAACUUUAGUUGAAAGUGCUAGUUUAGAUCGAAGAUGUUCUAUGGAACUUUUGGCAGAACAAGCCAAUUUAUUAGAUUCGUUAAUUAGAAGUGAAAAUCUUAGUACGGCCACUUUGGAUUUGAGUAAAGUUGGUGUAACUGAAUCAAAAAAUAAUCUCGAAUCUAACAAACGACGAAGAACAGAUAACUUACAAAACUCCCUCAAGACUACAAAAUCUGACCAUUCACUACAUAACACUUUAAAUUCAUUUAAAGAUGUUAGAGAUUCUAGAAAUUUUCCAAAAAGACGUAGCAUUAAAAAGUCAUCGUCCAGCAGUAGUAUACGCAGAUUAGAUUCUAUAACUGAAUUUCCAAAAGAACAGGCAAACGUCGAGUUACCUGCUAUUGAUGAAAGUAAGUUAUUAAUGAAAAAAGAAAGUGCAAAACCAAAACCUAAACUAAAAACAAAAAUUACAUCAUCUGUUGAAGUAAUUGAGUCUCCAAUGAGUCCGCUAAAAUUUAGGGUUGAAAAUGUGACUGUAGAAGAAAAACCACGAACACCAAAGAAGGAAAUCGUAUAUAGCAGUGAAGUAGAAGUAAUACCUCAGACGUCGGAGAUAAAUAAUACUUUAUCAGAUGUAAGUAAAGACAAGAUCAACACAAAGAAUGUACUUGAAUCACCUGAGCCAGAUGAUGGCAAUUUUUGGAAUAAAAUAGGAAAAAGAGAAACUGUUUACUUAGCAAAAAGAAAACAAAACUUAACUGAAGCUAAAGAAAAACAAUUAAGAUCUGUAUUUUGGUUCCCGGAAGAAGAAGAAAAUGAAGGUAAUGAAGAAACCAAAGAUAACAAUUUAAGUGAAACAGUUACAACUCCCAACAGCGACUCAUCUUUGAUCGAUGUAAAUACAAAAGAAAAGGCUACCGAACAAAUUUCAAAGCCACCAAUACCACCAAUAAAAAGUGAAGAAAAUAUAAAAAAUAAAUUACAUGUUGAAUCUAAUAAAGUUCCUUCUAACCAACUUAAAGACGAGCAGAAAGAGUCAAACUUAGAAAGUAAUGCAGAUCUGGAAAUCCAAAGCAAAUCUGAUUCUUUCAAUAAUAAUGUCAUUAAAGAAGAAAUUAAAUUAUCAACUACUUCGGAAAUUAAAGAAGAAAGUUCUAAGCCAGUACAAGAAUCUACUGUAGAAACUAAUGAAAAAUUAUCGGAUAAUUCUAAACUACUUCAUGAACCUAAGAUAGAGAGUAAAGAAACACCAACCAAGAUAGAUUCAUCUGUUAAAAAUAUUGGAAAAAGUGCUUCGCUGGAUGACCUUGAAGAAAAGAAAAUAAAGAAACCCAGUGAAAAGAAAACUAAGUCUGAAAAAUCUAAAAAGUUACCUAAAAAAGAUGCUAAAAAUGAGCUGAAAUCCCUUCAGACUAUAUUACCAAAACCACAAAGCACGAAGACUGAUAUAAAAAUGCUCAAAAAAUCUGAAGAUGCCAAUUUAAAAAGUGAAAUAGACACAGAAGAGAUUAUUUCGACUAAUGCUGCGCAAAAAUCAGUAGAUGAAGAAAUCAAAGUUGAAAUUAAAUCAGUCCAAUUGCCUGUGAAUGAGUCAGCAGAUCAAAAACAAAUAGAUGCAAAAAUAUCUACAAACAAUACCCCAGCAGUCGUAACAGCAAAGGUAGAAACUAAAAUCGUGGAACCAAAUGCUAGCAAAGCAGAGUUAAAAGCAGAUACAGAAAAAGUAUCAGAAUCUGAAAGUAAGGUAGCAUCUGAAAACAGUUCUCAGACAGUAGACCCUAAUUUCUGUGAUACUAAAAGUUCAGAUAUUAAGAUUAACGUUAAAGUUACCCAAGAAAGUUCAUCGAAGGUAACUGAUACUGUAUCAAAAGAUCAGAUUUCUGACAAGUUGCCGGACAUGAAUAAAACUAAAAACAAGGAACCAUCUACAAGUACAGUUCCUUGCACAUGCACGUGUACGUGUUCGAAAAAUUCAGAAAAGGAAAUUAAACCUACAAGUUCAAACAAGAACUUGAGAGCCCCUGCUAAAAGAUCUCCAGAAACUAAGUCACAAGACAUUAAGCCAGUAAAAAGUGAUGUAACUAAGAGUGAUAAGACUGAUGACAAACUUUCGGAAGUAAAUACGACACCUCCGGUAAAUGAAGAAACAUUGACCUUAUCAAGUAGUGAUGCGUCGCUUACACCGGCUAACGUUCCUGAUACACCAAUAGUGUUAGAAUCACGAGACAUUCCAAAAGAAGAGAUUGAAGUGAGAGUACAAACUGAACAAAAGACAGGAGAGGAAAAUAAGGCUGAAAUUCCAAAAAAAGAUGAACAACCAGAAACUUCCGCUCAAGGAGUAGUUACUUUACCAGUUGCGCCAAGAAGGCCAGUGAAAGAAGAAAAAGCGCUAAGACCUUUAAUAGCAACUCCGCGUCCUUUGCAAAAGAAAGCCCCUCAAAUAAUCCAUUCAGACUCGUCGGACUCCUCGUCUGAAGAAGAGUCCUCAGACGAGGAUGACGAAGAUGAAUCGGAAGACAGUGAAGAAUCCGGAGAGUUCUACGAGUGUGAGAACAAUCCAGAUGGAAGGACGUCUACCGGUUCAAAUGAUUCAGGCUUCGAUUCUUCAGCACCUGCGUCACCAGCAACAUUUUCGCAAAUAAAGAAAGGUGGUGAGGCACCUGGGACCUCGUCGAGUGCUACUCCUGCGAGCACCAACAACACCGACAUCUUGGAACAGCAGCUUGAGCAAUCCACUGCGUAUGACAUCUUCAAGAAGACUGGCCGCUUCACUCCUCCGGCACGUACCAUACCUCGCUUCAGGAAGUACACCGUAGAAGACUUCCAAUUUAUCAAGGUCCUGGGCAAAGGCAGUUUUGGAAAAGUACUGUUGGCGGAACUCCGUGACACAGAAUACUACUACGCUGUGAAAUGUUUGAAAAAAGACGUUGUUUUAGAGGACGAUGACGUCGAGUGCACAUUGAUCGAGAGGAAAGUUCUCGCACUUGGCACAAAUCACCCCUACCUCUGCCAUUUAUUUGCUACUUUUCAGACGGAUUCUCACCUGUUCUUCGUAAUGGAGUACCUGAAUGGUGGUGACCUGAUGUUCCACAUUCAGCAGAGUGGGCGCUUCCCUGAACCACGCGCACGUUUCUACGCUGCGGAAAUUGUAUCGGGACUUAAAUUUUUGCACAAGAGAGGCAUUGUUUACAGGGACUUGAAAUUGGACAACAUCCUUCUAGACUUUGAAGGACACGUCCGUAUUGCAGACUUCGGCAUGUGCAAGCUGCAGAUCUACUUGGACAAGACUGCGGAUACAUUCUGCGGCACCCCGGACUAUAUGGCGCCCGAGAUAAUAAAAGGCCUGAAAUACAACCAGACAGUGGACUGGUGGUCGUUUGGCGUACUUCUGUACGAGAUGCUAAUUGGUCAGAGUCCGUUCAGCGGCUGCGACGAGGAUGAGCUGUUCUGGUCCAUCUGCAAUGAGAUGCCGUCCUAUCCACGCUUCCUCUCACAUGAGGCACUUACCAUAUUGACAAGGUUAUUGGACAAGGAUGCGCGGACCAGACUGGGCGGCACUGAGUGCAUGCACGGAGACAUCAGGGACCAGGACUUCUUCCACGCCAUCCACUGGGACAGGCUCGAGAGACGCGAACUGGAGACACCUUUCAGACCACGAGUGAGACAUCCAAUGGACACCCAAUACUUCGACAAAGCGUUCACGGGUGAGCGACCUCGCCUCACCGCGGUAGAACCCCAUGUCCUACGCUCCAUGGACCAAGAACCUUUCAGAGGUUUCUCCUACACCAACCCCAACACGACAGACCGCUAAACUCAACUCUAGUACAUAGAGUGAUGGUUGAAAUUCCCUUAUAUUUAGCAGGCGUAAGCGCAAGACGUUUUCGAGAACGUUCGAUGCGUGAUCAUCGAUGUUGUUAUUGGUGAUUGUAAGUCCCGCUGGACGGUAGUCUUUGGCAGUCGAGAUUUUGUAGUCAUUAACGAGUAACUUAGACCCCAUGGAUAGCGUAGAGCGUAGACAUUUACAUGGUAUGUGUAGAAUCUACUUUUUAUAAGUGGGUCAAGUUAUGUGAGCUGCCUUUUUACCUAAGUGUUGUAAUCUAAAACGAGUCGAUAGACAUACUUAGAAGAUAUCGUAAAUAAAAUCAGUUGAAAUGCAUAUCAAUUAAAUAUGUUAUUGUGUCUGGUACACGCAUUGUAUUGUUAUAUGGAUAGGUGUAAGAUACAGACUGUAACACACACGCUGCGCAUUGAGAUACUAGAAUUUAAAGUUGUUUGAAAACAUGUAUGGAGUCAAAACUAUAACAAAUCUUUUUAUAUUCAGCUUGUGUGUUACACGGCUAUUAUAAUAGUAAAACAAUAUUUUAUAUGUUCACGUAUUCAUGUUUAUUUUAAUAGUACAAUCAAAAUGCAUAAACAUGCAUAGUUAUUUUAUGACAUACUACUUAGACAAUUAAUUCAUAACUUGAAACACUAAUUUAAUCAAUAUGAGAAUCAAAAUUUAUUAAUUAUUAAAUUAUUAUUAAAAUUAAAGUUGAAUUGUUGUUGGCUUAUGUUUAAACUAGUCAAAAUUAUUCAUUUGAAAAUAUUUUAAUUAAGAAAACGAAAUGCCGCAAUAAUUAUGUAAUGUAUAUAAAAUCAACAAAUCUGUGAACUAGUGUUAUGAUUUUUGAAAUCAUUUAAGUACUUAAUUAAAUUAUAUAUAAUAUCGUCCUUACAUAAAUUAUACCAAAGAUAGUUUGUUCGGAAUGUAAAUUGUUUGUUGGAUAAUAAAAUUAUUACAAAUUACAAUAA
Spodoptera frugiperda (fall armyworm) is the source of this 7131-nucleotide messenger RNA. It is a transcript of the gene Pkcdelta, whose product is annotated as putative protein kinase C delta type homolog. Lineage: Eukaryota; Metazoa; Arthropoda; Insecta; Lepidoptera; Noctuidae. The transcript has 9 exons. The coding region runs from base 1469 to 6151 and encodes 1560 amino acids. The record is from RefSeq and is a predicted model, not a curated record. Gene Ontology annotation, molecular function: diacylglycerol-dependent serine/threonine kinase activity; ATP binding. Gene Ontology annotation, biological process: peptidyl-serine phosphorylation; intracellular signal transduction.